Molecule: messenger RNA, 6660 nt
Organism: Mugil cephalus (flathead mullet)
Lineage: Eukaryota; Metazoa; Chordata; Actinopteri; Mugiliformes; Mugilidae
Gene: ptpn23a
Product: protein tyrosine phosphatase, non-receptor type 23, a
Exons: 24
Coding region: 154-5946 (1930 amino acids)
Biological process (GO): endocytic recycling; early endosome to late endosome transport; protein transport to vacuole involved in ubiquitin-dependent protein catabolic process via the multivesicular body sorting pathway
Cellular component (GO): endosome
Molecular function (GO): protein binding; protein tyrosine phosphatase activity
Source: RefSeq, a predicted model, not a curated record
CGUACGUUCCCAGCUUCCGGUUGAAGUGUAAAACGAUACAUGACACAGUUGUUUGGGGAAAGCUAUCUCCUGGAAAACCGUUACCGUUCACCAAACUACAAACGGGGUUUUUAAGACCGUACCGGCUGACAGUCCCGCGUGGAGCCGGCCGCGAUGGAGGCGGUCCCCCGGAUGCCGAUGAUCUGGCUGGAUCUGAAGGAGGCUGGGGAGUUCCAGUUCAGCCCGUCCGUGAGGCAGUUCAUACUGAAGAACUAUGGAGAGAAUCCGGACAAGUACAAUGAACAGCUGAAGAAACUCGAGACUCUGCGGCAGAGCGCAGUGAAUGUAACGAGAGAUUUCGAGGGUUGCAGCACACUGAGGAAGUACUUCGGCCAGCUGCAUUACCUCCAAAGCCGAGUACCCAUGGGAGCAAGUCAGGAGGCUGCGGUACCCAUCUCAUGGACUGAAAUAUUCUCUGGAAAAACAGUCACCCAUGAUGACAUCAGUUAUGAGCAAGCAUGUAUCCUCUACAAUCUUGGAGCCCUCCACUCUAUGUUGGGCGCCAUGGAUAACAGGGUCUCUGAGGAGGGGAUGAAGGUGUCAUGCACUCACUUCCAGUGCUCAGCAGGGGCUUUUUCCUACCUGAGAGACCAUUUCAGCCACAACUUCAGCGUGGAUAUGAGCCACCAGAUUCUUAACCUCAACAUCAACCUUAUGCUGGGCCAGGCUCAGGAGUGUCUUCUGGAGAAGUCCAUGUUGGACAACAGGAAGAGUUUCCUGGUUGCCCGCAUCAGUGCUCAGGUGGUGGAUUACUAUAAAGAAGCCUGCAGAGCUCUGGAGAACUCUGAGACAGCCUCAAUGCUGGGAAAGAUUCAGAAAGACUGGAAGAAGCUGGUUCAGAUGAAGAUCUACUACUUUGCUGCCAUCGCUCAUCUUCAUAUGGGAAAACAGGCAGAGGAGCAGCAGAAGUACGGAGAACGGCUGGCUUACCUGCAGAGCUCCUUGGACAAGCUCAGUGAAGCCAUCAAGCUUGCCAAGCAGGGUCAGCCUGACAGUGUGCAAGAGGCCUUGAGAUUCACUAUGGAUGUCAUUGGUGGAAAGUUUAAUUCUGCCAAAAAAGACAAUGACUUCAUCUAUCAUGAGACCGUUCCUUCUCUGGAGACUCUUGCGUCAGUCAAAGGCGCUCCACUGGUGAAGGCUCUGCCAGUCAAUCCCACUGACCCCAGUGUCACUGGACCAGACCUGUUUUCCAAGUUAGUGCCGAUGGCUGCCCAUGAAGCAUCCUCUCUAUACAGUGAGGAGAAAGCAAAGCUGCUAAGAGACGUCAUGGCCAAGAUUGAAACUAAGAAUGAAACACUAGAACAGUUCAUGGACUCUCUGGGCUUGGAGCCGGAGUCUGUGGACAACUUGGACAUGUACAGCCAUAUCCCUCCAGUCCUGAUGGAGAAGUGCGCUGCUCUCAGCGUCCGACCUGACACCGUUAAGAGCCUUAUUCAGUCUAUGCAGGUGCUCUCUGGUGUAUUCACCGAUGUGGAAUCUUCACUGAAGGAGAUCAGAGAUGUCCUAGAGGCAGACGAAGCUGGUGAGCGAACUCUUCAGGAGGUUGGAGGCCCCACUGCAGGCGAGGUGCACCCAGCUUCACAGAGCCACACUCUGGCUGAAAUCCGAAGGGACCUAGAGAAGUAUAUGGAGGCCCACGAAAAGGCCAGUUUCACCAAUACUGAGCUCCACAGGGCCAUGAAUCUGCACAUUAGUAAUCUGCGGCUACUAGGAGGCCCGCUAGAAAGUCUGAGAGACGCCCUACCGCGGCCCCAGCUCAGUGAAGAGGAAGUAGCAGGGCUUCAGUGUAUGAAGCGAAUCCUGGGUAAGGUGCAGGAGAUGAGGGAACAGAGGAGCUCUUUGGAAAAACAGCUUCGUGACCUCAUUCAGCAGGAUGACAUUACAUCCACCCUUGUCACCACAGACAGAGCAGACAUGAAGCGUAUAUUUGAGGAGCAGCUGAAGAAGUAUGAGCAGGUGAAAGUGUAUAUUGACCAGAACCUUGCAGCUCAAGAAAACAUCUUGAAGGCCCUGACUGAGGCAAACGUUCAGUACGCCUCCGUUCGUAAGGGUCUGAGCCAGACUGAGCAGCAGUGGAACAGCACUGUCCAGGGACUGGUAGGCUCAUACGAAGCCUAUGAGGACCUGAUGAAGAAGUCCCAGGAAGGAAAAGAGUUCUAUGAUGACCUGGAGGCCAAAGCAUCACGUUUGCUGGAAAGAGCAAAGGCCCUCUGUCAGACCAGGACAGAUGAAAGGAAGCCCAUCCUGGAAAAAGAGACCCAGAAGAAGCCUCCAGCACGGCCCACAGCAGCUAAGCCCUCCCUUAAAGCCAAGGCUUCUGAUGUUGAUUCCGCUUGUUCAAGCCUAGAUGAUCCAGAGUUAGCCCAGCUCAGUGCAGCCAUCUUAGCCUUGGGUGGUGACUUGCCUGAAGACCUCCGCAGCCUCCCCCCUGACAUUCCUUCCCUCCCUACCGCUGCAGCUCGUCUUCCUGGUCCUGAAGCCUUUAUCCCACCUUGCGCAAACUUGGGUGGAAGCGCGUCUCUGCCGUGGCCUGGUGCUCCAGCCGCUGGUCUUCCUCGCUUCCCUGCCAACCUCCCACCUCCAGAGCUUCUGGCAAGGAUAGCUCAGUUUCCUACUUCAGGGGGUCUGGCAACACAAGGACCCCUACCACCUGGGCCCCUCCCUCAGAUGUCUCCACAGAGGCCUCAACAAAUGCCCACCCAAGCAGUGGUGUCCAGUUAUAGACCACCCCCUCCCCAAGCUCCCCACCCAGGCCCUGUUGCCCCUGUCCCAGUGCGGCCCUCAACAACCACUGUAGACAGCAUCCAAGGCCCUAUCCCCAGUUACUCCCCUACACCACAUCACCCUGUCUUACCCGCAGCCUCAACUGGCUACUCUGUACCCCCACAGAUAGGAGCAUAUUCUCAGUAUAUGACCCAACCAGGGGUCCCUAUUCAAGGCCCAGGCCAUACACCUGCACCACAGUCACAUCCACAGAAGCAUCCACAGCAGUACCCUCAGCCCAUUGGACAACCACUCCCUCAGGGUUAUCCCCCUGGACCAAGGGCUAUUCCUGGCCCUCAUACUCCUCUCCACACCCAGCAAGCCUACCCACAUGGCUAUAUGCCUGGUGUUCCUCACCAGUAUGGACAGGCUUUCCCAGGUCACCUGCAGCCACAUCAACAAAAUGGCUUUCAGGCUCAGAUACCCCAGGGCUACCAGACUCCACAGGGCUAUGUGCCACAGCAGCACCCUCAGAUGAUCCCAGGCACUAUUCCAAGGCCACCUCAGGUUCAGAUGCCCCCUCAGGCUGCACAUCCACCAACGCCUGCAACUUCACAACCACCACCCCCUGUAUCUCAACCCUACCCUCCCCAUCCUAACCAACAGAUGCCCAAUGCAUUUCAUCACCAACACAUCAUGCCACAACCACAACAUAUUUCAGUGCCCCCUAAUGCACAGCAGAUCCCUCCGCACCUACAGAUGCAGAUACCAGGUGGUCCUAGGCCACAGAUGCCCCCCACAAGUCAGACAAUGCCUCAAGUCUCACAGAACUACAUACCCUCCUCUAGCCAACCAAAUCAGACUCCUCAUCACCCUCAGAUGCCUCCUGUUUCACAACCUCAUAUGGUUCCUGGUCCUCAGGUCCACAUGCCAAGGGGCCAUAUGUCCCAAGUGCCCCCCAAUUCUCUACCCCCACAACAUCACCCCCACCCUGGUCAGCCUCCUCUACCCCAGCAGCCAAUGCGGAUGCCCAGUCAACCUCAGUCUCAGCCUCCUCAUUCUGGGGGAGUAUGCUACCCUGGAGGGACUCCAAUGAUGCCCCAGAAGCCCCUGGCACCACAACCUGCUGCUCCGCAGCAGCCUCAGGCUCCUCUUCCUAUGACACAUCCACAGCCUUCUACUAUGUAUCCUUCAGCUCCAGGACCUAAUGUACCUCAGAGUGCCCCACAGCAACCCCCUGCCAUUGUCCCACAUGUUCCACAUGCCCCUCCUGCUCAGCACAUGAUUCAGCCCUCUCCUGGAGGCCCUACAGCAGUGCAACCACCCAACACUAUCCCACCUUCCCCUUCCCCUGCCCCAUCUCCAUCGCCCUCUCCUGGUCCUACAUCUCUGGGUCUGAACCCCCAGCAGAGACCCGCACCAGCCACCACUCCUGGAGCCACAGCCCCACACACUCUUCCCUCUCCCUCUGCUGUUUCUCCCUCCACAUCACUUUUUCAACGGCAGAACUCAAGCACAGAUGACCUCCUCUCCUCGAGUCCAGAGAGUCAGCCUGGAGGCGUCAAGGCCCCGACCAAUGUCCUGCAACCCACCAAAGCUGACCCACAGGAUGGUGAACGUCGAAGGAAGAGUUCCCAGGGGGUCCUCCUGAUCCAAGGGGACCCAUACCAAGCCCCAGAGCGUGUCGCCCGUCUUCAUGGUGAACUGGAACGUUACAGAGCCCAGGUAGAUUCCCUAGAGCACCCGUCAGAAAAUGAAGGGGGCCUGUCGGUUCUGGAUGCCCGCUGGAAAGAACUACAGGACCAGCAGGAAAAGGACGCCCGCCAGCUCUCCAUUGCUAUUGCUCGUUGCUACACCAUGAAGAACCGUCAUCAGGAUGUAAUGCCCUAUGACCUUAACCGUGUGGUGCUGCAUUCAGGCAAAGAUGACUACAUAAACGCCAGCUACGUGGAAGACUUGUCGCCAUACUGCCCACGCCUUAUUGCCACACAGGCUCCACUCACUGGCACCGCAGCAGACUUCUGGUUGAUGGUGUAUGAGCAGAAAGUGUCAAUGAUUGUCAUGCUGGUUUCAGAGCAAGAACUGGAUAAGGGAAAGGUUCUGCGUUACUUCCCAACAGAGCGCGGCCAGCAGCUCUCUCAGGGACCAAUCACACUCAGCCUCACCACACAGAAGACGACACCAACUCACAUGGAGCGCAUGAUCAGCCUGCAGUACCGCGACCAAAGCCUCAAACGCACCGUUGUUCAUCUCCAGUUUACAUCCUGGCCGGAGCUGGGUCUUCCUGAUAGCAAGAGCAACCUGCUGCGAUUCAUCCAGGAGGUUCAUGGACACUACCUCCACCAGAGGCCCUUGCACACACCUGUGGUGGUGCACUGCAGCUCUGGUGUUGGACGUACUGGCGCCUUCUGUCUCCUGUACGCGGCCCUGCAGGAGCUGGAGGCAGGAAAUGGGAUCCCAGACCUCCCGCUGUUGGUGAAGAAGAUGAGACAACAGCGGAAGAACAUGCUACAGGAGAAGCUCCAUUUGAAGUUCUGCUAUGAGGCUGUGCUGAAGCACGCUGAGCAGGUUCUUCAGCGCCAUGGCAUCACGACAGCCACCUGCAGCAAGAACACCAACUGUGCAGCCACAAAGCCUUACUCCAGACAGGAGUCCCAGCAGGAUAUCGUCCUUGGUGGUGACAUGCCCAUUAGCUCCAUCCAAGCCACCAUCGCUAAGCUCAGCAUCCGGCCACCGAGUGCCACAGACCCAGCCAUGGAGGCUGGGGCCCCGUAUGGUUUGGAGGAGCAAGUUGACACUAUCCUACCUGCCCUGCACCAGGACCCUUGUGCUCCCACAGAUGAACAGCCCCCAUCCUCCUUCAAUCCACCUCUCACCUCCCCCACUCACUCUCCUCCACCACCUAAUGGCCUGGAUGCUGUCUCCCCCUCUGCUCCGUUGGCACCCAACCACCAGUCAGCCCCAGCAGCUUCUCCCAGCAUCAGCCCCCCCCCUUCCUCUGCACCGGCUCCAUCGUCCCUGGAGCUCUUGGCCUCGCUGACACCUGAGGCCUUCUCCAUGGACGGAGGAGGUCGAGGAAAGCAGCGGGUGACCAAGCAGAGCUUCCUACAGCCAGCAGAGGGCCAAGGUCUCCACGGGACUCGAGGUGAUGAAGGCGAUGAUCCGCUCAGCAGCCUGGACCCUCUCUGGACCCUCAACAAGUAACGAGUAAACAGACUGCUGCCACUCUCUAACUUCAUCACCAGGCCCUAGCCAAGGCCUGUAUUUCUUUCUAACCUUGCUUUUAAUUAAAAAAAACACACAAAAAAAACACAGAAUCCUGGGAGACAUUUUAGUGUGGUUGAUUACCAAGACGUGCCUGGUGGCAAACAGUAGCGGUUGAGUUUUGAAUUUGAGUGUAUUACUAUUUCAGCGUUGUGAUCCCUGAGACACUAAACGCAUCACUAUUGGCUGCUGGGACCAGAUCACUUUGCACUUGUCCUUCAUUCGUCCUGUUGCUCUUUGCUGCUUUUCUUUGUCUGUCUGUGGUGGAUGGAAGCACCUCUGCACUAGGCCCCACCAAAAAUGAAAAACUUCCCAGCAUGCACUCCACUUUCACAGCUCCCUUCACAGGUGAGUGUCAAGGCAUCACCCUAGUGUGACCAUGCUUGGCUGCUCCUUGGGAUUGAUUUGAAAGAUGAUGGAACAAUGGAUGGAGUCACGGGCAGGAACAGGAGCUGGGUGGAGCGAAUAGCUCAGUCAUCAUGGUAACACAGAGAGGAAUACAAAUCAGCACGUCUUAACAAGUUGAUUAUUUUUCUUUCUAAUACUGUAAAUAUCUUAAAUACUAUUCCAAAAGAAAUUGCCCCUCUGGGGAAAAAAAAAAGACUAAUCUUUCAUUAUUGUACAAAUAUUAAAUAAAUCCAGUAGACAAAACAA